Chenopodium quinoa (quinoa) is the source of this 1798-nucleotide messenger RNA. RefSeq names its product la-related protein CG11505-like. The transcript has a single exon. The record is from RefSeq and is a predicted model, not a curated record. Gene Ontology annotation, biological process: defense response. NCBI's taxonomy places the organism in Eukaryota, Viridiplantae, Streptophyta, Magnoliopsida, Caryophyllales, Amaranthaceae. Bases 437 to 1555 code for a protein of 372 amino acids.
ACAAAUGAAAUUUAUGAGUUACUAAACAAAAAAAUAAAUAAGAACAGCUAAUGAAACAAGAGGAAUUUGUCAUACUGAAAAAGCAUCCAGAACUAGCAAGACACGCUGGCUAAAUUCUUAGAAUGGUCUUCGAUAUUUCCUACAUUCUGCCAAUUUCGUAAUUCAAUUACCCAUUUCCAAGAUUCAUCUUUAAACACCUUAACUCAUCAAAUUUGUCUAAGUCCAAAUUUUCAUAAACGUGUCAUUCACCCUGAAAAUGACCGUUAGAAAGUAGAUCAUCAUAAACUUUUACAAGAACAAACACAAAUCAUGAACUGUUAAACCAGCCGAACUUCCUCUUUUCUUCUAGAAAAAUCUCUAACAAUUAAAAUAAUUGUGAUUUGAAAAACCCAACAACAAAACCCAGAAAACAAAAAAAAAAAAAAAAAAAAAAAAAAUGGAAUUGGAAAUCAAAGUAUUGUGGUGUAAAGGUUUAUCAUCAUUCAAUUUCUUUCAAAAACUCACAGUUUAUGCAGCUGUUUCAAUAACCUCUGAAAAUGAGAAGCUACUACUCACCCAAGACCAAAAUCAGGAACAAAAAACUAUUGUUGAUGAAGAUGGGGAUGGUAAUCCAGAAUGGAAUCAUUCCAUGAAGUUCGAUUUACGCCCUUUGAAAUCAUUCAUCCCUAAUUUUGAAGAUUUGUGUCUUCUACUCGAGCUGCGAAAUCACGGACAGUUGUUUGGGGAUAAAACUAUUGGGGAGGUUCGUGUUCCGUUGACGGAAUUGAUUCAAUCUGUUGGAGGUGAGAUUGCCAGAUUUGUUAGUUAUGAGGUGCGUAGUCCUGAAGGUAAACAUAAUGGUAUUCUUGAUUUUUCUUAUAAGGUUAUUGGUAAUAAUACAACUUAUAAUAGUGGUAAUAUUAAUUCAAUUCAUAAUACUAUUACUGGAUACAACCAUCAUCAUUGUGGUCAUGAACAAGAAUAUGAAAGUCAUGGACAUGAUAUAAAUUCUGAUACUCAUGUCAUAGGACACCAUCAUCAUCAUCAUCAUCAUCACCAUCAUCAUCAUUCACAAUUGGAUGGUAAUACGAAUUCCAAUAAUGAAUACCAUCAUCAUCAUUCGCAAUUGGAUGGUAAUAAUACAAAUUCAGAUACUCAUGUCAUACGAUAUAAUCAUCAUCAUUCGCAAUUGGAUGGUAAUGCAACAAAUAAUACAAAUUCAGAUGUUCAUGUCAUGGAUUACCAACAUCAUCAUCAUUCGCAGUUGGAUGGAUCUCCUUCAGUAGUGAUUCAGUACCCAAAGAUUGAUUUGGAGGAACAUUUAGCUCCGCCAUUGGUUUAUCCUCCUCCCUCAUCAUCAUCAUUUGCAGCAAAUUCUACCCAUUAUCCUCCUGCUUCUGCUGUAUACCCUCCGCAACCACCACAAACGUGGGCCGAUACUCCACCGCCGAUGUCCCAUUAUCCACCACCACAGCCUUAUGUUUAUCCGCCACCAACAAGGCCUCCGCCACAACAGCAACCCUAUGGGGUCCCACAUUGGGGGUAUCAAAGGCCUCCUGACUAUCAUCAUUGGUAAACAUAAUAGUCAAAGUGUUAGGAUCCAACCUCUUUCAUCAUGUAUUUUGCUUUCUUAUGUCUUUAUUUAGCUUAUGUUAAACUUUCAAUGUAUUCGUGUAAGUAGUUUAGGCGCUAGAGGAGAUUAUUGUGUUACUGUCAUUUCAGUGUUCACUAAUAUUUCUCCAUGUAAGCAAUAUAAAGCUCUAUAUGGAGCGAUGGUUGAAUGAAUGAAAAAGCUCCUAUUCGGGUUGCCUUGCUUUAA